Anopheles merus is the source of this 9911-nucleotide messenger RNA. It is a transcript of the gene CdGAPr, whose product is annotated as GTPase-activating protein CdGAPr. The coding region runs from base 1425 to 8453 and encodes 2342 amino acids. The record is from RefSeq and is a predicted model, not a curated record. NCBI's taxonomy places the organism in Eukaryota, Metazoa, Arthropoda, Insecta, Diptera, Culicidae. Gene Ontology annotation, biological process: small GTPase-mediated signal transduction. The transcript has 9 exons. Gene Ontology annotation, molecular function: protein binding; GTPase activator activity.
AUUUUUUCAAUAUUUUUCUAGCAACCGAAGCGAACGGACGUGCGCGUCUGCGGUCCGUCGGUCCCUACACAACGCCAAACACAGUUUUGUUUUCAGUUCCACAGCAGUUCAGCUCGGGCAGUAAAUGUUGAGCUGCUGAAGCAGUGUUUUGUGUGUUCCAGUGUUCCUUUCUUGACAACGACGGUGCUUUAUCGUUCUUCUAACAGUACCAAUCGGAUGUGAUACGACAGAGAAAAGGAAAGAGAGAGAGAGAGAUAGUGAGUGUGUGCGCGUUCUUGUGAUUCUGUGUAUGUGUGUAUGUCUCUGUGCAUAGAGGUGUACGAGUAAGAGGGGGAAAGAGCGUGUUUUGUGUGUUAGAAAAAAAUCCAUAACAAGGUAGAAUUUUCUCUAAAAUCUAUCGAAAAUAUUAUAACGUGAGUGGCUGUGGCGUGUGAAAAUUCACCCAAGUGGCGAAAAUAGUUUCUCCCGGUAGCUGUGCAUGGGUGCUGCUACUGAUUGAGCCAUUCGGGAAAAGUGAGCAAAGAAAACUGCCGUAAAACACCUGAAAAUAAGGGUGGGUCCACCUUAUUUUCCACACCCACUGAUGAGCGAGUAAUCUUUUUUUUCCUUUCGGAGCGGCCCAUGCGCCGGAAGAAAGGUGUGAAAAACCCGACCCGGCAUUACACAAAAAAAGAAAGAGUGUCAAAAGUUGUUCCGCAAAGUGUGGUGUGGAAAGCUAACCCGUGACGGAAAACAUCGCCGAAGAAAUUGGAGGCAAUGUGCGUGCGUGUGUGUGUGUGUGUGUCUAGGAUGAUUUGAAUGUCGCUGGAUAUUUUUAGCGCGCAUGGAGAAAACGGUGCUGCACCGUCGGCGGCCACACCAGUGCAUGUGUUUGUGAUGCACAGUUUCCGACGUUAGCGGACCACCGAAGCACCACGAGAAAAAAAAAAAAACGUUGGAAGCAACAGCCCGCAGGAGGAGACGUUUGAACGGGAAUUAAUCAGCUGAAACACACCCAUAUACACAAGACAACUGUGGCAAGGAGGCGAUAUACCACAACACAAGGAAAAGAAAAGGAAACAACGCGUCGCGUAGAAUGUGCCGACCGACGAGGGAAAGAACAACAGCGACAGCUUUCUGUUGCACGGUGCUAAGGCCACUGCACUGAGGAGGUAGCCCUCCCCCCCAGAUGAGCAUGAUGCUGGUGGUAGUGGCGGAAACGAGGAAAACUGCCGCACCAAUGGUGACCGCUUUUAGCUAGGUGGCAUCAACCCUGCGACACUUUAAAGGAGACACGUACCCCUACGUACGUACGUGAAAGAGCGAUCACGUUGGUUGAUUUCCUGCCUCAUCGUACUGCACUGUCACUGCCAAAACAAACAACUCCGGUACACAACCGAGCCGAGACAUUUCACGGACGCCAACCAACCAACAAAACGACAACGAUGAGCCAAAUCAUGCGGAAGGACUCGUCACUCAGCACAACGGCCGGCCAUCGGCACCGUUCGAUCGACAUUGGCGGCGGAAGUGAAUCGUCGAUCAUGGACCUGCACCACCGGGCGGCUGCUGGGCCACCGCCCCGAUCGGCCCCACCAACCGGCGGUGGUGCCGGUGGCAAGCUGCCGUUGAUGGGCGAAAAGCCGCGCACGAUCAGUGACAGCGAGUCGGAGAUCAACUACGAGCUGUUCAACACGAGCAUCCACUCGGCGGACAGCGGGUCGGCGAUCAUGAACGCGUCCCAGCUGUCGACCGCGUCCUGCGACUCGACGCACAUCAAGAGUGCCAACCUGACCCGCUCACAGCCCGGGUCCUGCCGCUUCCCGAAGCUAGAAGAAUGUGCCCACUUCCAUUACGAGCGCGUACAGCUUGGCAACCUUUCCGUACAGCUCGAGGGCGACGAGCGUAGCGACUCGCAGCUUGGCUUGGCUUCCGAUCUCAACACCUCCCAGACGAACUCGCUCGCCGGGCCGGCAGGAGGAGCAGGAGGCCCGUUGACGACCAGCACGACCAAGGGUGGUAGUAAUGUUUGGUUUAUCAUACGCGUCACCGCCGGCCGCUCGGACCCGUUCAUGAUCAAGCGCUCGUACGAGAACAUGUGCUUUCUGGACGAGAUGCUGCACCGGUGCGUGUACGAUCGGCGCGUGAGCGAGCUGGAGAAUCUGCGCGAAGUGCUGCUAGCACUCCCGGACGCUAAUCCGGAGCAGCAGCGCAUGGAGCGAAGCACCAGCGAGGAGCAGCAGCAGUUGGAGAAGCUGGUCGGGACCUACCUGGCCCGCCUGUCGAUGAUUGCGUCGGACGCAAUGACGUGCGGCCCGGUACUGACCUGGCUGCAGAUCGACAACAAAGGGCGCCGGCUGCCGGUGGCGGACGAGCAGACGAUGCGCUGCAUCAACACGCCCGCGGUUGGGGCGGCCUACGGUGUGCGGCGGUACGUGGCGCAGGCUUGCGAUGAAAUCUCGAUCGAGGUGGGCGACAUGAUCUCGGUGAUCGAUAUGCCCAGCCCGGCCGAGUCGAUCUGGUGGCGGGGCAAGAAGAGCCACCUGCAGAAGAACCAGUACGAGGUGGGCUUCUUCCCGCAGAGCUGCGUCGCGACGAUCGGGGACAAGGUGCCGCGGCAUAUGCCGUUCCCGGCGCCGCUCGUCGGUUCGCUGGCCGUGUCGCCGACGAAGCCGGUGCUGCGCAAGCACGGCAAGCUGAUUGCGUUCUUCCGUAGCUUCAUUCUGUCGAGGCCGUCGCGCCGCCGGCUGAAGCAGAGCGGCAUCUACAAGGAGCGGGUGUUUUCGUGCGACCUGGGCGAGCAUCUGCUGAACAGUGGGCAGGACAUCCCGAUGGUGCUGAAGUGCUGUGCGGAGUUUAUCGAGGAGUACGGCAUCGUGGAUGGGAUCUAUCGGCUGUCGGGCAUUACGUCCAACAUACAGAAGCUGCGGCGUGCGUUCGACGAGGAGCGCAUUCCCGAUCUGACGCAUCCGGACAUUCGGCAGGAUAUACACGCGGUCAGCUCGCUGCUGAAGAUGUACUUCCGCGAGCUGCCCAACCCGCUGUGCACGUACCAGCUGUACGAUCACUUUGUGGAGGCGAUUCAGACGCGGCUGGACGCGCCGACCGAUUUGAAGCUGCGGCUGAUCCGCCAGACGGUACAGAAGCUGCCGCCGCCGCACUAUCGCACGCUGAAGUAUCUGGCGACGCAUCUGUUCAAGAUUGCGCGUCACUCGGCCAACACGGGCAUGACGGAGCGGAAUAUUGCGAUUGUCUGGGCGCCGAACCUGUUGCGCAGUCCGGCCCUGGAGUCGGGCGGAGUGGCGGCGCUGCGGGGUGUCGGUGUGCAGGCCGUGGUGACGGAGUAUUUGAUCAGCAAUUGUGAGCAAAUUUUCGACGACACGGCGGAUGAUUUUGGCAGCCACUACGUGGAAUCGCAGCCGAACUCGCUGAGCGAUAGCAACAGUGUGCAGAACUACGGCGGGGGCAGCGAGCAGCAGGAGCUGUCGCUUUCGAUGGAGCGGCCGAAGAGCUUGAGCGUGGGUGGGGCGAAGCUGCUCAGCCUGGAGGAGGCCCGCAUACGGAAGAACUGCAUGGAGCAGAGCGAGAAGACGAUUCCGAUCAACAUCACCAACCCGUCGACGCACAUCGGGUCGUACAUUGAGGUGGGCGGGGGUCCUUCCAGCCUGCCGGACAAGUAUCACACGGUGCUGCCGGUGCCGAGGAGCUGGAACAAACGAAAAUCACACUCUUCGUGGAAAUCAAUCUUCACUCGUCAGCCCCGACAGUCCAACAGCAAUAGUGAUAUUAAGGGAGGAAUGGCAGCGGCGUCCUCGUCCGACAAGAACGCGCCAAUGGUCAGCUCGGCAAUGCAACCGGAAAUCGGUGGAUCGAGCUUGGCGGAGAUCGAAGACAAGGAGACGGACCAUCGGCGCAGCGUCAGUAUUAAGGAAAGCUCGAGCGGACUGUUGGAUAAGAUGGCUAAGAGUUUACUGUUUUCAUCCGGUGUCGAUCUGUUCGACGGAAAGAAUCUGGCCAUCGACAGCAAUUGCGUACGGUCGAAUUCGGUCGAUAGCUUGCGCACCGCCGGCCACAGUCGAUCGGUUUCGCACGACUCGUACUUCGAUCUGCUGCAGUCGCCCAUCCGCAGCGGAACGGUGGCCAAUGGGACGGCAAGCGGCGGUGCAGUUGUCACCUGCCCGUCGCGUGAGCUGUCCGAGCUGGGGCUAAACUUUGACCGGGAGGAGCCCGAGAUGAGAAUUUUCUCCGAAAGCGAGAGUCUUGUGAGCAGCCCAAAGGUAGCGAAGGAGUCGGUAAGACGGACUCUGCGAGCACGGCCGGAAGAUUACAUUGGCAGCGGGCACAGCGUGAACCCCAGCCCGAAGAAGCAACCGCGCCUGAACAUACCGAGCCCUUCGCAGGAAGCUUCCGCCAAGCAGUGGAACAUGGCGUCCCUUUCCUCUGCCGGCGCCAAUCAGGACGACGAAAGCCUCUGCAAGCGCUACAAGCUGGAGGAUCAGCUGAGCGAUAUUCAGUUCAUCGAUUGCAGCACGCCCGAACACACCUCGAUCGGGCUGAACGGUGCGCCACAGGGUGGUUCGACCACAUCCAGCACGACGGUGGUAAAUACCAUCUUCACCAGCGCACAGGUUCACAAACCACCCCAGCAGGAGGACUCAUCCGAGGACCAGCACGAGGAUGAAACGCUCGCAGUCGGGCUGCGUAACUCCUACCCCGGUCCGCAGUACGCGCAGUUCGGAAAGUUCAACUCCUCCCCAGUGAAGGAAACGCGCUUCAGCUAUCCCGGCUCGGGUGGCAAGGAAAAGGCGACCAGAAAGGAGAAAGCGUCCCUGCAAAACGCGGGCUCGACCAGCUCGGUCGUGGAAAAGGUUCAAUCGAUGAGCGUCGACGAGCAAAGCCAACCCCAGCCGGCCACUAUGGAUGUGGUUGGGCUGAAGAAAAACGAAAGUUCCUUGUACGAAAGUUUUCUGCUUUCUUCCGGUCAAUCGAAACCCCCGAAAUAUCCUGGCCGUUACAGCUACCACCAUCCCGGCACGGAGGUCGCGCGCGGCACGGCUGGCAGCGGUGGCGCCGGUGCUGAUGACGCUGGCGAACCACGGGACCACGGUCAGCAGGCGGCUGCGGUCGUGCCGCGCAGCUGUUCCGAGAACGUGCUGCGCCGGACGGUCCCGGAGCUGUUCCCUCCAUCGCAUCACCAUCAUCAUCACCAUCACCACCAUCACCAUCAUCACGGGCAGGUGAAGCAGCAGCUGACGACCGUGCAUCCGCCACCGCCGCCGCCACCGUCAUCAGCACCGUCGUCUGGGAAGGCCAGCACACCGCAAUCGCCCCCGGUGCCGAGCCCGUGCUACUCGCUACUGAUCGGUUCGACCAGUUCCGACACGACGAGCAACAGCAACAUUACCACGCCCGUGUACGACGAGAUGGACAUUGCCGGUGGCUUUGCGGCCCAUCCAAAUGCCAAAGAUACGCCGGUCGCCGAUUCACCGAACGGUGCAGGAGCAAACGCUGGCGCUAGGUCAGCCACGGCCCGAAAGCACGAUCUGAAAGCGAUGAAACGGGAGCUGUCGCUCGAUUUGAGCGGCACCUCCACCAAGCUGACCGGCUCGACCAACUUCACCUCGGACAACACGACCACCAACACUAGUCAAUCGCUGACGCCGAGCGACUUCGGCUACCAAAACCUGAACCCCGAGCUGUCCCCGAACGGCGGAGGUGGCACGAAUGGGGCGGCGGCGGCCGGAAACGAGGGCACGGCAGUGGAAAUGACCAGCUUCAGUCAGAAGGCCAAAUCGCCCGGCACACCGAUUAAGGCUACCAUCAACAUUACGUACAACGUGCGCUCGCCCGUGCGCAAAGAGCAGGAAGGAAGCGUGUUCCGCUCGUGCUCGCCGCCACCACCAAGAACCGGCAAUUCCAGUGCGGAUUUGAUUGCGGAAGAGGAGUACCAGCGUGAGCGGCGCAGCAUCUACGAAAAUGUGCUCGUACCGACCGCGGAAGAGGACGAAGAUGGUAAUGAAGGCACGAUGGACGAUGUUUCGCCCUCGAAGCGGCUUCUCGAGACAAACUUUGACGAGACGAUGGUGUACGAGCAGGUGAAGUUUUUGAAGAACGUCGUGUCGGAAGUGAACCAUCUCGUAAAGAGCGAAGCGGGACCAAUCCAGGGGCAGCGCAACGGUGAGGCGAUGGCGGCUGCACAGCGAAUAGUACCUGAUCUGCACCGCACAGGCUCCGCCGUUGAGGAUGGCAUUAAUAACAAUCACAACGAGAGUGGCAGUGGUAAUGGUGCUGUUGUUGCUGAAAGCGAUGGAAUUGUGACCCGGCCGCAGCACUGCUGCGAUGUGAAGCCGAAAGCGAACGGCGCCAUCCCCAUGCACGAGGAAGAAAGCGACGAUGUGCCGAUGUCGGACGCGAACGAGGAUAGCUUGGAGUUUGACAACACGGACGUGUCGCUGUACGAGAAUGUGGAGUUGCGCAAGAAGCCCAACCAUCCGCUGUACGAAAACGUGGAACGGUCCACCGCCGUGCAGUCCUGCUCGCCGCCAACAACGAACAACCCGGCGACGGACACGCUCAAGUCCGUCCUCACAGAGGAUGAGUUUUCGUCGCUGUGUGCCGAUCGGAGCGAUUUGGACAACGAAAUGGAGUACCGCAUUGAAAUACCGCCCAAGAUCGAGCUGACGGUAUCGCCGAAAACUUCGAAACCGAUGACACUGGACACAUCGGAAGCGGUCGAGCCGGUCGUGAGCGUGAAGCAGCUGGCGACAAAGUUCGAAACCAGUCCGGUGGACGUAACGCCACCGUUCGAUUUCGGGGGCAUCAAUCGGGGUCACAAUCACCAUUUCCGAUCAUCGCUCAACAAUGGCAAUUAUGGAGCGAGCGAGCGGGUCACGAUACGCAACAAAUCGGCCAACGGUUCGACCGGUGCAAAGGAAGAUCGGGCUGCGUUCGCAAGCUUUACCCGGAGUCUCGACGAGAAUGCGUUUGUGCGAGAGUUUGGCAGUGGUCGGGGUCGGCUAGAGGGUGGCAGCGGGUUCGUUGUUGUCGGUGGGACCGCGAUGAACAAAAGCAGUCAGCAGAUUCCGGAGGUGGAAAGGAACAUUCUGAACGAGAACAAUCCGAACAGGAGAAAGUCGCUCGAGCUGUCCAAUUCGGCACGGCCGCGCAGUAUGAAUCAACCAAAGAAAUUGCCCCCGCUAGGUGCUGGCGGUGCCCCAACGGGCGUGGAGAAUGUGGACGUAAACGGUGCCGAUGAUGGUGGUGGCAACAAGGGCAAAGCGGCGUCUGAGUGUUGCCGCGCAAAGGCGCUGCAAUUGGGCGGUGCUGGCCAGAAGCAGACAGCGGGCAGUGGAAGCCCAACCGACACGACGACGACGCCGCCGAACAUGAAGCUUGAUCUCUCGGUGAAAAUCGAAGACACCAAAGAGGCGCGUGCGUACAACGUGCGCAUCACGCCAACCACCGAGAACCGGAUAUCGCUGGUGCAGUACAACUAUAGCGACGGGACCACCAACAACGGCGGUGCCGAUUGCAUGAAUGUGACCGACGGUGGUGGCGGGGCUGGCGGUUCGCCCACCGGCACACCCUUGAUGCGGGUGGUCGGCGGGCGCAAGGCCGCAGAAGCGAACGGAACUGACGAUGAUCGUAACAGCGUCAGCAGCCUGAAGAUGCUCGGCAGCUGCAAGCUCGAUCGGUCGCGGAUCGAAAAGAUUAAGGAGGAGCGACGGCACCAGCUGAGCGAAAAGUAUCGCUCGGAGUCGUUCAAGGGCGAACGGGGAGAUUAUGGUGGCGGUGCCAAUGGGAAGCUGAAAUCGAAAUCCAAAUCCGAGCUGCGCGAGUUCAAGGAAGGCGACGUGGUGGCGGACCGCGCGGACAAGAAGUACGAUUCGUUGCGCUUCCGGUCCAAGUCGCGCGCUGAAUUGCUGUCGUCCGAGGGGCCGUUUCCGCUGGGUGAUUCGGGCUGCAAUCCCAUCGCGGGUAAGGUGGGCUCGCUUUCGUUGAACACGGUUGCUGCAACGGCCACGCAACCGCCGAUAGCGCUACGCCCACCGAAUGGUCCUAUCCGCACGAGGCGCAUAAGCGACGAGAAGAACCAGAACGAUCUACCACCGCCGGCUCCAGUGGCAAAUAUGGCCGGUCCGGGCGAUGCCUCCAUUUCGCAGGUGUGCGACAACAAGUUUGAGCUGAAAACGAGACAAAAGUUCGAUGUGAAGCGCAGUAGCAUGGACUAUCCUCCGGCAGCUGCGCCGCUUACCACGACCAACGCGACCGACAGCAAAGACGCUCAAUCGAUGCAGCAGCUGCAGCAGCAGCGCGAUCAGCGGCACAGUCUCAACAAUGGCCGAAGCGGUGUGGUCGUGACGCGCAGCAACUCUUCCAGCAGCAGCAGUGCGCAACGUGACCGCUGCUCGCCUCCCAUCUCCAUUAAGGAUGUUGCCGCAAUGUUUGAGUCGAGAUCGCAGCAAAAUCAAUCGUAACGCGCCCUACUGCUGAGACACACUGCGCUGUGACCAACCGUGGCCGUGGAAAAGCGUCACACUGGGAGGGAGAGGCAUAAGCUUCUAUCUAUUUAUUGCAAUACUUUAACGAAACCUUUCUACAUAACCCUAUAAUAGUACUAUGUCGCAAAACGGAAACUCAGGUGAAUGAGUAUUCAGUUCCAGUAGAGCAGCUGGCGUGACGUUUCGAACGUCAACCACUAACCGACCGGGCUGCCUGGGUGGGUUAAACGUCCUAGUGUAAGUAGGAGCAACAAGAAUCAAACGUGUUCGAUGCAACCGAUGCGUUUCGGUUGUUUUAGUCGCGGGGCAAAUGAUACCGUUUGCGUACAGUUUUUUUUUUCUCGGUGCUAUUCGGGCGGGUUCCCCUUUUUCCCCCCGGCGCACCCUUCGAUAUGACUUACAAAAGAAAGUGGCCAAAUGUUAGUUAUUGAAAACUUUUUCGCUCCUUACCCCUUACACUGUUUACUGUAAUUCGACUAAAAUCAGAUAAAUAUUGAAACAAACCGGCAGGCAGGAGGCAGCAGUAGUUAAUCGCAAAUGGUAUAAAACGAGUAGGUAAAGGAUAGAGAGAACGUAAUAGAAGGACAAUGCUACUAAUGAAAAUGAACGGAAAAUGGAAAGGCCACUAAUUGUGAACAUCCGUACGUCGGAUUGUGGGGAAACGAAUGUUUAAAGGAAAGCACAUACACAUACAUAAGUUGUAUAUAGAUUUUAUGUUACAAAUCAUAACGUUACUGAUUGGUGGCAAUAUGAAGGAGCAUUGAGUAAGAUUGAUUAUAAAAAAAAGGUUUCUGUUAACAUUUUUCUUCGUUCUGAAGAACCAAACACGUGUGUGAAAAUGUAAGAUAAGGCUAUACAUCACAAGAUUGUUUUUUUAUAUGUAUAUUUUUAUUUUAAUCUUUUCGAAGAUUUGCUUAAAAAGGCUCAUUUGUACAGGCCUCAACAGGUGUAUGCGUUAAGGUAACGUUUCGUUCAUACAAAGGUAGCGCAUAUGUAUUUAGCAAACGUUUAAUUUACGUUCUACUACGAUAGGUACACACUCCUGUGUGUGUAUGUGUAGUUGUAGUUUUGAUCACCGCUUAAGGAAUGUUGUAAUCUUUUUUCGUUGUUUUCGCUUAAGGUUUAUGGUCGGUUUGUUCGUUAAAAAAAUUGUUUGUGCUUUUAAAUUUUUGGUUUGGUUGCUAUCGUCCGGAAAAUAAUUUGUUAAAAGUAGUCGAUUUUCUAUUACGACCAUUAAAUGCUGUGUUAUAUAGUUUCAUAAUGCGUAAGUGAACGGUCGCAGGGCCCGUUCCAUGCUAUAGGUAAACGUGCUAUGAAAGGAUAAUAAUUGUAUAAAAAGAGAGAAAGAGAAAGAGAGAGAGAGAGAGAGAGAGAGAGAGAGAGAGAGAGAGAUUAUAUAUAAUAAAGAUUUCACACGCAACGAGAAGCGAGAAA